Messenger RNA from Zootermopsis nevadensis, 2153 nucleotides. RefSeq names its product kelch-like protein 10. The record is from RefSeq and is a predicted model, not a curated record. Lineage: Eukaryota; Metazoa; Arthropoda; Insecta; Blattodea; Termopsidae. Gene Ontology annotation, molecular function: protein binding.
UGCAUACCAUAAGGCUCAUUUCUCAUUUCUUAUGCACGCCUGAAUAAACCUUAUUGCACUCCAUUUCUUUACUGAUUGUUACGUCAUAGUUUUCGUCGGCUUUCGUUAGUGUGGAAAGAACAGAGCUGUGAAUCGCUUGUAGAAGUGCAUUGUAGACGAGAUACUUUUUGUGCUGUUAAAAACAUUCAGAAUAAAUAUAAGGAAAUGGAGUUAAAACAAGAAAUCUGCUGUUCUCGACAAGAUGGCAGGUGCAUGUGCACCGAAGAGCUGUCCUCUCUGAAUGACUUGAGACAGAAGAACUUGCUGUGUGACGCAGUUUUAAGGUUGGAUGACGGUGGCGCUUUUCCUGUCCACAGAGUUAUCCUCUCGAUGUGCAGCGAAUAUUUCAGGAACCUCUUCACCACGACACUGCACGCCCGUGAGCAGAACGACGUUCUCCUGCACGGAGUCAACUCGGAUAUCAUGGCUCAGAUAUUGGAUUAUAUUUACACAAGGAAGGUGGACAUUCAUUACGGAAACGUGUGUCAGCUGUUAAGGUGUCACUUUUGCGCCGGCCUUGAAUCUCACGCUCGUCGCUUCGUUUCGCGCCACUUCGCUCAUUUGUCUCAGCACAGCGAGGAACUCCUGGAAAUGCCAGUAGAGGAGCUGCAGGCGAUUAUCGGGGCGGAAGAUCUGAACGUCAAAGACGAGGAAGUCGUGUGGAACUGCGUACUCCGGUGGAUCGACCACGACGCAGAAAACAGAAAAGGACACAUCGCAGAGCUCAUGACGAACGUCAGGCUGGGACUAAUUGACGAAACGCUUUUCCUUGAGAGGGUAAGACAUCACCCUUAUGUGACGGACAAUGAGACAUGUAGACCCGUGAUCGAAGAGAUGCAGAAGUUUUUGCACGACAAAGAAAUGAUCUUGGCGAACGACAAAGAAUUUCUGACUCCAAAGUUUGCCAGCCCGCGGAUCCCUCAUGACAUUCUCUUUGUUAUUGGAGGGUGGACCGCGGGAACUAUCGCUGAUUCGAUCGAAACAUACGACACGCGGGCAGACCGAUGGAUUAAGGUGGAGGAAGGCGACCCGACCGGACCGCGAGUCUGCCAUGGCACGGCGGUAGUCGGUUUUAACAUUUAUGUAAUCGGUGGUUCUGACGGCGUGCAAUUCUUGAGCUCAGUCCGCUGUUUCAACGCUGUUACAAAGACAUGUCACGAGGUGGCGCCCAUGAAUGCCAGCAGAGGCUACCUCAGUGUCGCAGUGCUCGGGGGUCUGAUGUACGUUGCUGGUGGCUACGCUGACAGUCGUCGACAUAGAACGGCCGAGCGAUACGACUACAGGACGAACCAGUGGUCUAUGAUCGCUUCUAUGAACACGCACCGAUCCGACGCAAGUGCGACCGCACUCAGUGAUAAAAUCUACGUCGUUGGCGGAUGCAGUGGAGAUGGAUAUCUGGCCUCAGCAGAGGUGUAUCACCCACAGACAAACCAAUGGACAAACAUUUCCCCGAUGUUUUCCACACGCAGCGGCCUGUCUUGCGUCGCCUUCCAGGGCAGUGUGUACGCCGUAGGAGGAUUUGUCCGAGCGUUUGGCGCUACGAGCAGUGGCGAGAAAUACGACCCAGAAACAGACACGUGGACCCAGAUCUCCCACCUGCUUAAUCCACGUGGCAACUUGGCGCUUCAAGUGAUUGACGACGCCAUCUUCGCCAUCGGUGGUUUCAGUAGCGAAACCAGCUCUUGCCAAGUGGAGCGUUUCGACGACCGCAGAAAUAAAUGGUACGAGGUUGCAGACAUGAAUACAUACAGAACUGCGAUGUCGGCCUGUGUGGUCAAGGGACUUCCGAAUGCAGGCGACUACAUCUACAAACACAGAGAUCGGUUGCUGGAGGAGAAACGGCAGAGGAUUCUGACGAUAUUGCGUGCUUUGACAGUUUAAGACGAUUGGGAAUAAGAGGAACAGGAAAACCAGGACAUCGACGACGAUUACCCUUGAGGAAGGAAGGAAUUGACUGAAGUUUACUUCUUCCUGUGCGAUGGCCACCCGAGGGCUUGCCACUGGAUCUGAAAUAAGUUCCUGGCGGUGGAUUUGAAUAACUUGAAUGAGGAAAUUCAAAAUUUUGAAGAUCUUCUCGAGACACCUCGCGUCCUUGCCGAUGCGUCUUUUAAAAA